Molecule: messenger RNA, 1375 nt
Organism: Neohortaea acidophila
Lineage: Eukaryota; Fungi; Ascomycota; Dothideomycetes; Mycosphaerellales; Teratosphaeriaceae
Product: FAD dependent oxidoreductase-domain-containing protein
Exons: 4
Coding region: 358-1287 (309 amino acids)
Molecular function (GO): D-amino-acid oxidase activity; FAD binding
Source: RefSeq, a predicted model, not a curated record
CUUUCAUUCACCACUUGUACAUCUUGGCUUCUUUCGGUACAAGCUGCGCCCUAACAUCACCAGCUUCGUGUUUCGCCAGCGCUGCAUCUCUACAUAAAGUUUUAAUGACUCAAGCCACAUCUCAUUCACAUAAACCGACCAUCUUCCCUCUAUAUCGCGGAUUUGCAAAACCAAACAUGUCCAAACGACAUGUAGUCGUGAUUGGGCGUUACGGGCCUGACGUCGGCCAUCUUCCUCGCGGAGAGCGGGUAUCUCGUUACCAUUGUUGCCGCUCAGGUUCCGGGCGAUGAGCGGGUGGAAUACGCUUCACCAUGGGCCGGGGCGCAUUGGAAUGCAUCCGCCACGCCUUCAGAGCCGAUGCUGUGCGAUUGGGAGGUGCAGACGUAUGAGUACUGGGUGCAAUUAUUGGAGCGAGAGGCGCACAAUGCCAGUGCUCCUAAGUCUGGUCUGAAGAUGCAAGACUCAUAUCACUUCUACGACGCCCGGCCAACGCAGGCACUCUGGUGGUCGCCGUUCGUGCAAAGCUUUCGCCAGCUGCCUCCCAUGCAAGAGCCGCUGUUCAGCUUGAAUCAGACGGCAGCGACGCGAGGGUUGACGAAGGCAUUGUGGGGUGUGGGGCUUCGCGCGCCGUCUAUCAAUGUGCCGAAGUAUCUGUUGUAUCUUCAGGACAGGGCUCGGGGUUUGGGAGUCGAGAUCCUGAAGGCCGAUCUGCCUGUUGAUGGUGGUUUGGAGAAGGCGCUGGCUGCGGCUGAGCAGGUCAUGACGGCGAAAGGCAGAGGAGGUGUAGACUGCUUUGUUAAUGCGACGGGCCUUGGUGCGAGGAAGGUGUGCGGUGAUGAAGCUAUGCAUCCCAUCCGAGGACAGACGGUCUUAGUGAAGGGGGAGGCGAUCGCGACGAGAACGAGGACAGGCGCGAACUACUCUUAUUGCAUCCCUCGGCCUGGAUCAGGAACUACGAUCUUGGGCGGUGUCAAGGAGAAGGGCAACUGGAACGGAGAGAUUGAUGAUCAAACUACAAGGCAGAUCCUGGAGGAGAAUCGCAAUCUAGCCCCGGAAUUACUUACGGGUGCCGAUGGAGGGUUUGAGGUGAUUAGUGUGCAAUGCGGGUUCCGACCUGGUCGGGAGGGAGGGCCGAGACUGGAGAGAGAGAGCGUAGGUGCUCGGAGAGUCGUGCAUGCGUACGGCCACGGAGGGGCGGGAUAUCAGCAGUCUGUUGGAUCAGCCAGGCUGGUCGUAAGAUUGGUGACGGAGAGUACUGGCGGGAGCCAUGUAUUUUCACGACUCUAGCUCUGAAUUAGACACUGCGCCCUGCGCUGGUGACGACCCAUUCGGCAUCGCCUCAUCAACAGCAGGGGGAGAACCUCCAUCGACCUGU